UUUUUCCUGAGGCUUCAUUGGAAGUUUUGCCUGACUAGACUAUAUACAAUGGUGGAGUCCACACCUGACUGUGCCUCGUGUAAGGUGAUAGGAGCCGGAGGUUGCUUUGCAGGUGCAAUGUAUGCAUUCUACCAGAGGGCUCACCUACCCUCUACAGCCUCCAACAGAAACAGGCAAUGGCUGGCAAUGGUCGGAGCAGUGGCUGUGGGGCUGGGAGUGGCGAGACUAGCUUCCUGACAGCAGCUGGGCGGGUCUAGACGUAUACGUUGAUGUCACUUCAGGUGCAGCAAAAUUCACCAACAUUUAAUUUUCUUGUGAACACAAUGAUAUUAAUUUUUUGUAUAGCUAACUUGUUUGUAUAGCUAACUUGCUUACGUCCUAAGCAAACUACUUUGUGAUCAUAAUGAAUACCAUUCACUUAAUUGUUACAAGGAAUGUUUAAUAAUUCAGUCAAUUGCUGUUUAUACUGAGCCAGCCAAAUAUUUUUAGUCAAUUUUAGGAAGUGACUAAUUCUACUGCAUGCAUCCUGUGUUACCUUGCUUGGGUGGAAACAUUCAUGCAGACAGUAUAAAAAGGCACUGCAUGCAUUUUGAACCAUAACAAUCUGUUACUACUCUUCAUCCAACCUCAAAAGAAUAAUGGGAACUGCUACAAUCUUCACAACUUUGACUUGCUGCCUCUUAGCAGCAAUGUGCAGCUGCAAUGCACUGUUUUGCAACACCUGUGUCCCUGAGCAAUGCCCAGUGGCGACUAAUUGUCCUGUAGGGAAAGUGAUGGACUCGUGUGGGUGCUGUGAAGUGUGUGCCAUUCCUCUGGAGGGCACCUGCAACACUGAUCUAGAUUUUGGACGGUGUGCAGAUGGGAGAUUCUGCCUACCCGACGGCGGCCUGUUCUCUGGAACUACUGCCGGAAAGUGCUUAGACAUUACUGAGUGCUUUUCCUCUGGUUGUGAUGUCAUUGAUGAUACGUGUGAUUGCGGCUAUUCCAAUUCUUGCCCGACCAAGACCUUCACGUUCAACGACUUGCUGUCCUGUGAAGCAAGCAUAUCUGAGAACUCAACUGAAGAAGUACCUGUGUGUGUGAGCUUUGGAUGUGAGAUAGUGGCCGAUCACUGUCAAUGCAAAUACAAUGAGAGUUGCCCCAUGACGUCUUUCUCUUACUCCACUCAUGAUGAGUGCGAAGACGCUAUGAAAUUUGCUGCCUGUGGAAGUGUGGUGUGUGAGUCACACAUAGUCUGUCCUGAGGGUAGUUACUAUGAGUCUGGUCCUCUGCUUCCCGGAAACUGCUGCCCUAGCAAUGGAGUGUGCUGGUGUGACAAUGAGCUGUGUCCGGGAGAGCCAGAUUGCCCUGAGGGAUUCGAACCAACUGUGGUCACUUCUGCUAACAACACUGAUGGACAGUGCUGUAAUACUUAUGAGUGCACACGAGUUACAUGCGACUAUGAAGGCCAACAGUUACAACACAAUGAAGCCGUUCUUGUAGACGCCUGUACAACUUGCCAGUGUUACAAUAAAGAGCUGUUCUGUCAUACUCUGAGCUGCUCUGUACCACAGUGUACCUCAUACGAAGAACUUGUGCUUGUUCCUGGAAAUUGCUGCCCAUUUUGCCAGCCACGAGCAGUGAUCGACCCACCAAAUGUGCCAGUGUGCGAGAUCGAAGGUGUGUUUACGGACCCAGAAAAUCCAUGCCUAUUGUGCAGCUGUUACGAAGGGCGAACUGCUUGCUUUGAAAACGAGUGUUCUCCAUUGGCUUGCGUAAAACCAGUGCUAUUACCGGGUACUUGCUGUCCUGUUUGUGAAGAAGAUAUAGAAACCACAACUGCAGCACCAGCUAUUAAUGUUACGUCUGCUACCACAACAGAAAUCAAAAAGCCAGAAUUCUUUACUGAGGCAGUCACUAAAGGAGAGCCAAGCAUACAACCUCAGGAGGAGGUUAAAGAUAAAAUAGCGAUUGACCCUCCAAAUGUACCGCUAUGUGAGAUCGAAGGGGUGUUCACCGACCCAGAGAAUCCAUGCCGAGUCUGCAGCUGUUAUCAAGGAACAACUGCUUGCUAUGAAGAAUGGUGUGCUCCAAUGGCUUGUGAGAAUCCAAUCCUUCUGCCUGGAGCUUGCUGCUCUACCUGUGAAGAAGUCACUAUGACUGAAGGACCCGCUUCUACAACUAGUAUCUCUUCUACGACUGAAUCUGCUACUGAAGAACACAUAACUACAGACAGUUUUACCACACAGAAAAUGGACAUAACGGACAUAACAGAAGAGACAACAAAUAUACCGAUUGAAAUAGUGGAGCCUCCGUAUGUGUCACUGUGUGCAAUCGAAGGUGUAUUUACAGAUCCAGAAAACCCAUGCAGAGUAUGCAGCUGUUACGAUGGGAGAACUGCUUGUUUUGAAGAGGGGUGUGCCCCAGUAGAGUGUGAAAAGCCGGUGCUCUUGCCAGGAACCUGCUGUCCUGUGUGUGCAGAACAACCGACAAGUGUGCCCACAACUGAAACACCUACUAAAGAGCGAUUGAGUACUGAAUCCAUUACUGUAGCUCUAACUACAGAGGAAUCACAUACAACGGAAGAAGUUACUGAAGAGCUUACUUCUGAAUUAAGUACAAAACAAUCAACAACAGCUACGACUAUAAUUCCAUUCUCCACCCCAGAUAUUACUUUUAACCAGUCCCCGUUCGUAUCACAGCACUGCACAAGACAGCAACCAUACAUUAGCCGUGGUGAUGCUUGCCUGACCUGUAUGUGUAUCAACGGAAGAGAGAGGUGUGUGGAUCAGUCGAGGUUUCUCUGUGAAGUCCCUCGCUGCAAGAACCCAGUGCUGGUGGAGGGACAGUGCUGCCCUAUCUGCAUUGAAAAUGAUGCCACCGCUAUUCCGGUCCCAGAUUCAUCAGUGGCUAUUGUGACCAUUAUAGUUGAUGCGGGUUUGAUAAGCCUCCAAGAGGAGGUGGUGACUGAGAUGAUAGAGGAAGAGAUGAAAGCUCUCAGCUACUCGCUGUUGGACAUGCAGGCUGUGGCUCAUGGAAAAAUACAAUUGGAGCUGGUACUAGCCGUGGAGGGAUUGGAUGGGGCUACUGAUGAAACGCAUGACCUGAUUGAGAUGGCUAUCUUGGAGAGGCUCUCCUCUACGAGCAGUCCGACUCAUGACACAGAGACUAUCGACACUGGCUCAAAGAUACAAUUGACUGACAAUGUAGUGCUCAUAGUGUCUUCGUUGUCUGUUUUAGUUGCAGUAAUCCUGCUAACUCUUUCAGGCAUCUUGCUAGCUUGUGUGUGGAUUAUCAGACUCAACAAGAAGAGGGCUAGGAAAGUUCCUAGCACCGAAACAGUUUGAUUCUUUGUCUGUGUUUUCAUUGUUUUUAUCAUAAUUACCAUUUUUAUUUCUGUUGUGUAUAUACAUGUUAUAAAUCAUCACUUUAA
This is a messenger RNA of Halichondria panicea, 3412 nucleotides long. RefSeq names its product cysteine-rich motor neuron 1 protein-like. Gene Ontology annotation, cellular component: plasma membrane; extracellular region. Bases 639 to 3326 code for a protein of 895 amino acids. The record is from RefSeq and is a predicted model, not a curated record. Gene Ontology annotation, molecular function: protein binding. NCBI's taxonomy places the organism in Eukaryota, Metazoa, Porifera, Demospongiae, Suberitida, Halichondriidae. The transcript is spliced from 8 exons.